AAUUGACUUAUAAUCUUGACACCUAUCAACAAUAUGAAAUUCUUGUAUAUAAAUUAAACAAUUUUUGAAAGCACUAAAAUUCCAAAUUUUUUGUAAAAAUCCACCUAUAAAUUAUGCGUGAAAUAAUACACUUACAGCUUGGACAAGCUGGAAAUAAUGUUGGAAACAAAUUUUGGGAAAAUAUCUGCGAAGAGCACGGCGUAGAUCCUACAGGAAAAUGGUACGGGGAAAGCGAUCUUCAGCUCGAAAGAAUAAAUGUGUAUUUCGAAGAGGGCCCGAAUAACAGAUUCAUCCCUCGCGCGGCUUGCAUUGAUUUGGAAUCUAGUGCAAUGGAAUGCAUGCGAGCAGACCCCUUCGGGCAAUUAUUUAGACCAGACAGCUUUUUACACGGAACACAGGGUGCUGGUAACAAUUUCGCCAAAGGUCGGUAUACCGAAGGGAUGGAACUUAUGGACACAGUUCUCGACUUUACUCGAAAAAAGGCUGAAGCUUGUGAUUUUUUACAGGGAUUCCAAGUGGUUCAUUCAAUAGGAGGUGGCACAGGAUCCGGAAUGGGAUCCCUACUGCUGGAUGAAAUAAAACAUGAAUAUUCUGAUCGCAUUGUGAGCACUUUCACUAUAAUGCCCAGUCCCAAAGUUUCCGAUACUGUAGUAGAACCUUAUAAUGCUACCUUGGCUAUUGCUAACUUAUUAUCUAACUCUAAUGAAACCUACGCCAUUGACAACGAAGCGCUUCACGAUAUUUGUUUCAGGACUUUGAAAAUAGCCAGUCCCUCUUACGGUGAUUUAAACCAUUUAAUCGCCUUUACAAUUGCCGGUGUUACGACUUGUAUGCGAUUCCCAGGACAGUCGAAUACUGAUUUAGGAAAACUUGAAGUUAAUUUGGUUCCCUAUCCUAAUUUGCAUUUUUUUAUAUCCAGUUUUGCUCCUCUAGUUUCAAGAGGUGUACCACCAUAUAGAGAUAUCACUACAGUAGAUAUAAUACGACAAUUAUUUGAGGCUAAAAACAUGAUGUCUGCCUGCGAUCCAAGAAAAGGAAAAUAUCUAACGGUAGCUUCGAUACUGAGAGGAAAAGUGUCGAUGAAGGAAGUGGACGAGCAAAUGUACGCCAUGCAGGAAAAAUACAACGCCUCAUUCAUCGAAUGGAUUCCUAACAACGUGAAAACCGCUGUUUGCGAUAUCCCACCGAAGGGCUUCACCUACUGCGGCACGUUUAUCGCCAAUAAUACGGCGAUUCAAGAAAUAUUCGCGAGGAUAAUAAGCGUUUUUACGGCGAUGUUUCGCAGGAAAGCGUUCCUGCAUUGGUACACCGGUGAGGGAAUGGAGGAAAUGGAAUUUAUAGAGGCCGAAACUAGCGUUACCGAUCUGAUUUCGGAAUAUCAAAGAUUCGAGAUAAACGUUGAUGAUAAUCUGUGCGUAGAAGAAGACGACGAUUUGCUACUGGAUGAUUUAGCAAACGAAGCUAGUUAUAUUAAAAAUUAGAAAAAAAAAACGGAAUGAAUUGUUAGCGCCAAUGUUUUUCCUAGAAAAUUGUAACUAAGGCUCAACUCAUUAUGAAG
Molecule: messenger RNA, 1558 nt
Organism: Phyllotreta striolata
Lineage: Eukaryota; Metazoa; Arthropoda; Insecta; Coleoptera; Chrysomelidae
Source: the annotation of a GenBank genome assembly